UUGAAAGAUCCUCUGUUCUUCUCCCUUCCUUUUAAACAUUUCACACUCUUUACUCUCUUCUUCACACCUUUUCUUUCUCGAUCUGCGCUCAGUUUUCAAGAUGAACCAAACCAACGCGGGUUUUGAUAAACCAAUUGGUUGUUACGCUCCCGCAGUUCAAGAGCUUAUUGUUAUUGACGAUGUGAUCUCAGCCAUGGUUGGCAUUGAAGGACGUUACAUCAUCAAAAAAGUUCGUGGAAAGAAUGAUGAUAUUACUUUCCUGGUUGACCCAUCUAUGGAUUUGGCCCUGCAGGAGUUGUCAAAACGGAUAUUCCCUCUUUGUAAGAGCUUUCUGUUGAUCAACCAGUUUGUGGAGUCAAGGUCUCAGUUCCAGAAUGGUCUGGUUAAUCAUGCCUUUUCUGCUGCACUGAGAGCACUUCUUCUCGAUUACCAAGCCAUGGUGGCACAGCUUGAACACCAAUUUCGGCUUGGGAGACUUUCUCUUCAAGGAUUGUGGUUCUACUGUCAGCCCAUGAUGAGGUCAAUGCAAGCAUUAUCCACUGUCAUACAGAAGGCUUCAGUCAACAAUUUUUCUGGUUCUGCUGUUCUUAACUUACUGCAGAGCCAGGCAAAGGCUAUGGCUGGAGAUAAUGCUGUCAGGUUGUUGCUGGAGAAAAUGACACAAUGUGCAAGUAGUGCUUACAUGAGCAUAUUAGAAAGAUGGGUUUAUGAAGGCGUAAUAGAUGAUCCUUAUGGUGAAUUUUUCAUUGCAGAGGACAAAACUCUUCAAAAGGAGAGUCUUACUCAAGAUUAUGAUGCUAAGUAUUGGCGACAACGUUAUAGUCUCAAAGAUGGAAUUCCUAGUUUCCUUGCAAAUAUUGCAGGGACAAUUUUGACAACAGGAAAAUAUCUAAAUGUUAUGAGAGAAUGUGGGCACAAUGUUCAGGUCCCUCCAUUAGAAAAUUCAAAACUAAUGAGCUUUGGCUCAAAUCAUCAGUAUCUUGAAUGUAUUAAGGCUGCUUAUAACUUUGCAAGUGGUGAACUUUUGAACCUCAUUAAGGAAAAGUAUGAUCUAACAGGAAGGCUGCGUUCUAUAAAACACUACCUUCUUCUUGAUCAGGGUGAUUUCUUGGUGCAUUUUAUGGAUAUUGCUCGAGAUGAGCUGACCAAAAAGCCUGAUGAAGUCUCUGUUGAGAAGCUGCAGUCUCUUCUAGACCUUGCAUUGCGUACUACAGCAGCUGCAGCAGAUCCUUUUCAUGAAGGCUUAACCUGUGUUGUGGAAAGAUCUUCUCUGCUUAAAAGGUUGGGCACAUUUAAUAAUCUUGACGUUAGUCAGAGAAAUUCUGCUAACAACAAUCUGGAGGAGCCUGUUAGCAUCACCAGCCUUGAAACAUUUUCACUAAGUUAUAAGGUGCACUGGCCACUGUCUAUAGUACUAUCACGGAAAGCCCUUACAAAGUACCAGUUAAUUUUUCAAUUUCUUUUCCACUGUAAACAUGUUGACCGUCAGCUAUGUGGAGCAUGGCAAAUACAUCAAGGAGUUCGUGCUCUUAAUACACGAGGAACUGCUAUCUCCAGAUCAUCUCUUCUUUGCCGUAGUAUGCUAAAAUAUAUCAAUAGCCUUCUGCACUAUCUGACAUUUGAGGUUAUUGAACACAAUUGGCAUCUGAUGUAUAACAGACUUCAGUCAGCAAAUAGCAUAGAUGAGGUUAUACAACAUCAUGAUUUUUUUCUUGAUAAAUGUUUGAGAGAAUGUUUACUUCAGUUACCUGAGAUACUGAAGAAGGUGGAGAGGCUUAAAUCCAUGUGCCUUCAAUAUGCAGCAGCAACUCAGUGGCUUAUAUCAUCUUCUAUCGUAUUACAUAGUCCAGCGGAACCUAUUGAUGGUUCAAUUGGCUUGAAUAAAGCCAAACAACGGAAAUCAGGACAGGUACUGAAGGCAACUACCAGAAAUGUGGCAGUCACCGAUUCUGUUCUCAAAUUUGAGAAAGAAUUUAAUGCUGAGCUUCAGAGUCUUGGAUCAAUGUUGAGUAGUAGCUCCCAGACAGAGCCAUAUCUGGCUCAUCUUGCACAAUGGAUUCUUGGUGUUAAAAAUGAACAGAAUGGUUUGUGAUGGGACUGUUUUGUGUAAGAUGCUUAAGCAACAUAAGGUAAUGUAAUUUUUGUGUAUAGGUAUUAACAUUCUCACUAAGGCUUGUGUCUUUGUACCGAUAUUUCAGAAUCAUGUUAUUCUUUUUUUUUUUUUCAGUGCUUUCUUAU
Molecule: messenger RNA, 2238 nt
Organism: Abrus precatorius (Indian licorice)
Lineage: Eukaryota; Viridiplantae; Streptophyta; Magnoliopsida; Fabales; Fabaceae
Product: gamma-tubulin complex component 2
Exons: 19
Coding region: 101-2092 (663 amino acids)
Biological process (GO): mitotic cell cycle; spindle assembly; microtubule nucleation
Cellular component (GO): spindle pole; equatorial microtubule organizing center; centrosome
Molecular function (GO): gamma-tubulin binding; microtubule minus-end binding
Source: RefSeq, a predicted model, not a curated record